UGCACCUGAAGCUCUGCACAAUGGCUUUCAACGGGAAGUUUGAGCUGGAGACCCAUGAGAACUUCGAGCCCUUCAUGAAGGCUAUUGGCCUCACUGACGAGUUGAUCCAGAAGGGCAAGGACAUCAAGAGUGUCUCCGAGAUUGUCCAGGAUGGAAACUCCUUCAAGGUCACCGUGACGACGGGCAACAAGGUGCUGGUCAACGAGUUCACCGUGGGGCAGGAGGCCGAGCUGGAGACCAUCACAGGGGAGAAGGUCAAGACGGUGGUGACGAUGGAGGGUAACAAGCUGAAAGUGUCGCUGAAGGGAAUCGAGUCUGUGACCGAGAUCUCUGGAGACAAGAUCAUCAAUACCAUGACCGUUGGAGGAAUUGUUUACAAGCGAAUCAGCAAGCGAGUUUAGAAUGAUAGUAUUCUUUGUGUGCCUGUAAUAUUUUGAAUUUGUUAAUAAAACGAUUGUUAUCUUGUGGUUUUGUGUCUGGUGGUUUGUUGAAUCUGGAUUCGGUAACCCAUUCUUGUGAUUCUCGUGGAGCUGAAGCAUGUAAAAGCACCAGUACGUUCUAACCAUCAUGCACUAACGUUUCCUGGGAAACCAUACAAACACCA
Polyodon spathula (Mississippi paddlefish) is the source of this 604-nucleotide messenger RNA. Its product is annotated as fatty acid-binding protein, liver-type-like. Lineage: Eukaryota; Metazoa; Chordata; Actinopteri; Acipenseriformes; Polyodontidae. Gene Ontology annotation, molecular function: fatty acid binding. Gene Ontology annotation, cellular component: nucleus; cytosol. Gene Ontology annotation, biological process: fatty acid transport. The transcript is spliced from 4 exons. The coding region runs from base 21 to 401 and encodes 126 amino acids. The record is from RefSeq and is a predicted model, not a curated record.